UAAAAAUUAAACAAUAAUAUAUUAUAUAUUUGUACUUUGCAGCAGCUAAUAUAUAGUUCGUUGAUGUCGGGCAUGCCGGGAGCAUGGCUGGCUAAGUUUCCGAGGAAAUCACUGCAAUUCAGUAGCGCGGCACCGGCGGCACGGCGUUGCAUGAGCAAGAUGGGGCCGGGGACAAACAGGAGGAGCAAAGCGGAUGUGGCGGCGGCGAUGGAGGAGGAGGAUGAGAAGCGAUUGGAAGAGGUAUCGCCGAGCUGGGCACCGCAUCCUCGCACCGGAAUAUAUUUCCCGGCAGGGCACGAGCGAGUGAUGGACGACGUUCCGAGCGGCGCCGCCUCUCUCAACCAGACUUAUUGGCUGAGGAGCGUCGACGGGGUUGACAAACCCGACCCCGACGUCGACUACUACCAAACUUACGGCGCCAGGCGACACUAUUAAUUAAUGUUAAUUAGUUGUUGCUGUAUGUGACCGAAUUACAGUAACAUAUAUAUAUAUAUAUAUAUA
Molecule: messenger RNA, 501 nt
Organism: Ipomoea nil (Japanese morning glory)
Lineage: Eukaryota; Viridiplantae; Streptophyta; Magnoliopsida; Solanales; Convolvulaceae
Exons: 2
Coding region: 64-435 (123 amino acids)
Source: RefSeq, a predicted model, not a curated record